Molecule: messenger RNA, 2171 nt
Organism: Ciona intestinalis (vase tunicate)
Lineage: Eukaryota; Metazoa; Chordata; Ascidiacea; Phlebobranchia; Cionidae
Product: la-related protein 7-like
Biological process (GO): RNA processing
Cellular component (GO): ribonucleoprotein complex; nucleus
Molecular function (GO): RNA binding
Source: RefSeq, a predicted model, not a curated record
UUAUGCGAGUGUCAACAUGUCAAGCGUGCUGGCACCAUGGCAGCAAUAGAAGUGUAUAUAAAACUACAGUAAAUGGUCUGUUGUGUAUUCUGUUUAUUUCCACGUAGUACCCGGCUGUAAACCGUCGUUAUUUUGCAGAUUUAACAAUUUUCUGUACAACGAUCCUGAGUUGAUUGAACCUGGAUGGUGAAGGUGGCGGAGCCGCAACAGAUGAUCCGAAGAAAGCGGAAACGGAUUAAGCAUACGUUGCAAACUGUCCAGGAACAAGUCGAAUUUUACUUCAGCGAUGCAAAUUUACGAAGGGACAAAUUCUUUCUGCAAAAGACUGGCUCAAAUGGAACUAAACCGGUACCAAUUCAUGUUCUAAAAUCAUUUAACUGCAUUAAAAAGUUGAGUGUUAAUGAACAAACUAUAAUACGAGCAAUAAAAAACUCAACUCUGCUUACGGUGAAUGAACACUUAAAAACUAUUCAACGAAAAUUCGUUUUACAAGAGGAGCCUGCCAACACAGACGACUGCACUGUUUAUAUAGAUUGCUUGCCACCCGAUGCAACCAUAGCAUGGUUAAAAGGAAUAUGCAAAAAGUUAGGCACUGCAAAGUACAUUUCACUACCACGGCAACAAAAUGGAAGUAUAAAAGGAUUUUGUUUUAUUGAGUUCUCCUGCCCUGAAGAAGCUUUGACCGCCUACUCAAGCCUUAAUUUCCCUCGUAAGAAUUUCUUUCCCAAUCGAACUGCUGAGUAUUUAACCAGUCUCCAGCUUGAACAAGUUGGUGAGGAAGAAGAAAUGGAUACAAUAAGCUCUGCGGCAUCUUCUGUACAACAUGCCUGUAUAAAAUCUUCAGAAGAUUCUCAGGCCAUGCCACACAGAAACCAAAGUCACCUUAAGAAUGCCGACAUAGAGAUAUCAGAACAAUUAAAAUCCAGUUUUCAACAUCGCCAAGCGACCAGACUACUGUCUUCUGUAACCACUGUAAAAGAAAAUAUUAAAAGAAGAGGAAAACGGAUCAGAAAAUCGAAGAAAAAUGCAAAAACGAAACAAGACCCACCACAGAUUCGAGCUAUAAUGAAAACUGAUUGGUUGGAAUUGAAAGAAAGUUACGUGAGGAUGCAAAGGAAAGAGAUGGGGAGACUAAAGAGCAUCUUACAAAGUUUGUCCUCUGAUUUGAAGCACACAAGUGGCUUCAUAAAAGUACAUAAUUCCCGAAGCAAUGACAUUUGGGAUUUUGACGACAGCUCGAACCAGUAUGAUAUUGAUAACAGACAAUCUUCUGAAGAAGAAAAAACAAAGCGAGCUGCUCCUUCAUUUACACCAGGGGUUGUAGCAAAAGUUCAAUGUUUAGAUUCGGGGCAACCAAACCGAAGUCUUCCCGAAUUUAAGGUUCUAAAGCAUCAUUUAUUCAAUCAUGGUAAAGUAGCAUAUGUUGAUGUUGCUCCUAAAGCAACAGAAGGUUUUGUGCGGUUUGAGGACAGUGUUUCUGCUCAGAGAGCUGUACUAAAUGAAGAGAAAUUCUCUCUUCGGCUACUAACAGGGGAAGAAGAGGAAAAAUAUUGGGAUCGCCUCCUCGUCUCCAGGCAAAUGAAGAGGAGCCGAGAGAGACCUCGAAUCAGAGGCAGGGACAGAAUUACAAAACGAGCGAAAAACUUGUUGCUUGCCACAGGCCGAAAGCAUAUUAAAUUCAACCAAUAUUUUAACAAUACUUUGCAAUAACAAAAUCAUUAUUAUAGUAUGUGAAAAUGAAUUUUGAUAUGCUACCGAAAGCUGCUACUUUUACUGUUAUAUCGUUUACGAAAUGUUGUUUUCUAUUGGCUUGCAUUGUUGCAUGCACUCAUGCUUCCUUGUCGUUUUUUUUCUAUUUGUACUGUUUUCUUGUUUCUACUUUAAACCAUAAAAGGUGAAAACUCCGGAAUCGUUAAUCAAGCUACGAAAAUGUGUUAUAAAGAGGUAAUGUUAUCUUAACAAAUGGAUAGUAACCGCACUAUAUACGACACUUUGUCAACAGCUACGGUACAAUAAGAUCUUAGGAUAAGACGUAAGGAAAAGUUCCAAUAACCUAUUAACAGAGGCUUGUGAACUAAGCGCCAUAUGUUUCAUUGUUUACAUUAGUUGCAGAGACCACGGAAGGUUUUCCACGGCGGCAUAUGUUCUGUGGCGCAAAUAAAGGGCGAUAC